Molecule: messenger RNA, 3962 nt
Organism: Parasteatoda tepidariorum (common house spider)
Lineage: Eukaryota; Metazoa; Arthropoda; Arachnida; Araneae; Theridiidae
Product: protein O-mannosyl-transferase TMTC1
Molecular function (GO): protein binding
Source: RefSeq, a predicted model, not a curated record
GGCUGCUCGCACGGUCUCAUUGUUACACAGUUUGUCUUUAUGACUUAGUGGUUUGAGGUACGCUUUUCUAUUUUUCCUCUUCAAAACUUUAUCCUCGUUCUCUUUUCGAUUCAUUUUUCUCUCAUCAAUGUAAUCCACGAGGAGAAAAACAUUUUUCUCAUUCUCAACUUUUCAUACGCAAGUUUGAUACGGGACGUUUUGAUUAAUUCUCAACUUUGUUUCAGGUGAUGUUGAUCAAAAAAUGGAUUCUGAUUUAUAUACGGUAAACUUAUUUAAACAAUAAUUUCCGAUCUGGUGUCGUAAAAUGAGAUCGUUGGUUUUUCUUUUAUAGUUUCGUGAAUUUGUAGUUUCAAAUACGAGAAAGAUCAUUUCGUAGUUGUUAAUGCGCAAAUUAAUAAUAUAAAUUGCAAACUACCGGGUUGAUUUCUAACUUUUAUUAUCAGUUGAUAUCUAGUGAUCAACUUUUGAAAUUUCAACAUGCUAAAAACAUUCUUCUAAGCGACUAAGCUUGUACUGCUCUCUACCUAGUAUUCGAGAUUAUUCUCUAUUUAUACUGAUUAGAAAAUGAUAUAUUUUUACAUCUGUAUAAGCUGUGCAGAAUGAUAAAAAGAUACUUUUAAAGGGAAUAGUCUUACAUUAUGAGAACUUCAAAUCAUAAAAUGUGUUUUCAUUUGAUGUCAACAGAAUUGUGAAAUCUAGAAACUCUUAUAAAUCAACAAGAUUAUAUAAAAAAAGAAGUAAAAACUGUUAUUGAUUAAAAGAAACUAUGAAAAUCAUUUCUUUCAAUUUUAAAAAUUACGUAUAUUAAGUGAUAAAACCAAUGUAUUUUAUUGUAUUAAAUAAAUCAUUAGUCAUGUCUAAAACUCUACCUCCGGCUAAGAAAUUAAUUUUUAUAUGACACAAGACUUGAAGAGAAGAUACCUUAAAUAUACAUAUUAAUAUUUACGGAUUUAUACGCACAUAUAAAAAUGGGGAGAGAUUUUUGGCUAAAAUCAUCAUCUUACCAAGCAACAUCUACAACAUCGUGUUUGUACCAUUCUCCUCAAACUCAGACUCAUAGAUAUCGAAAGAGAUUCUCAGUUGAAAAUACGACUUCCUUGAAAACAAAAUUGGCAACAACUGGUUCAUCUUGGGACAUUACCACUUGGUUGGCUCAAAUUAAAAAUUUUACUCUGAAUAACCGCUAUAGUUUAAUAGUAUCUAACAUUUUGGAUGUAAUGAUGUACUCAAUAAUUGUGAUUGCUUGCAUAGCCAGUUAUGCAAAUUCAAUGGACGGAGAACUAGUACAUGAUGAUAUUGUGUCCAUAACUACAAAUCCUGAUGUUAUAGGAAAAAAUCCAGUCAAAGAUAUUUUCUUAAAUGACUUCUGGGGAAAACCUAUGACAGAUCCUGAAAGCCACAAAUCUUAUCGUCCUUUUACAGUGCUUACCUUCCGGUUGAAUCAUGUUUUUUGUGGUUUAUCAGCAUGGAGUUUUCAUUUUGUGAAUGUUUUUCUGCACUCAUGUGUAUCAUUGAUGGUCGCUUUUCUUUGUAUUAAAGUUUUAAAAUGGUCUCGAGAAGAUACCUUAUUUGCUGCUUUACUUUUUGCUACACAUCCUAUUCAUACAGAAGCGGUUUCUAGCGCUGUUGGAAGAGCGGAGGUUUUGUCUGCAUUUUUCUUCCUCACAUCUUUACUGACAUUUAUAAAGAGCACAAAAGCCAAUGAAGUGAUAAUUAAAAGAAUGCUAUGGCUGUUAUUAAGCAUGCUAUGUUCUGGGAUAGCUCUUUUAGCUAAAGAACAGGGAAUAACCGUCCUAACAGUUUGCAUGGCAUGGAGAAUACUUCAAUUAAUGGGAAAUAAUAGAUGGGUAGAUAUGAAAAAUUUUUUUCGAAGAAGUAUAGUUUUGCUAAUGGAUCCGAUUUUGUGGAUUGCAGUAUUUGUGUUCAUAAUUCUCGUUGCCUUUCGACUUUGGAUGCUACAAGGAACAAUGCCUAUUUUUUCAGAGGAAGACAAUCCAACUUCUUUUAAUCAAUGCGUGUUUACGAGAUUUUACACAUACCUUUACCUAGCAGCUUUUAAUUUUUGGAUGCUUUUAAAUCCCACCACCCUAUCUUAUGAUUGGCAGAUGGGAAGUAUCCCCUUGGUCACAUCUGCAUUUGAUGUUCGUAAUAUGGCAUCACUGCUCUUGUUAUCUGGCUUGGGCAUCUUGUUUCUUCAGUUACUUCUUUCUUUACACCUCAAGAAAUCAGAAACAAAAUCAAUGGUGAUGUUUUGGUGCAUCUUGGUGUUGCCUUUUCUACCAGCGUCAAAUUUGUUUGUCACCGUAGGGUUUGUAGUUGCGGAGCGAGUUCUUUAUAUUCCAAGCAUUGGAUUUUGUUUGCUGAUCACUUACGGAUUAAGAAAAAUGCGAAAUAAAACAUCAGUUCAUUGGCCAUUUCAAAUUGGUAUUUUACUUCUGAUAGUAUUGUUCACAACAAGAACUAUUAUAAGAAACAAUGAUUGGAAGACAAGAGAAUCCCUGUUCACGUCAGGAUUGACCAGCGUGCCGCAUAAUGCCAAAGUCCAUUAUAACUUCGCUAAUCUGCAGAAAGACAUAGGAAACGUUGAGACGGCGGUGGAACAUUAUAGAAUGGCUCUCAGUUUAUGGCCAAGUCAUGCCAGUGCUCAUAAUAAUUUAGGCACUCUACUUCCUGAUGUAGAAGAAGCAGAGCAGCAUUUUAAACUUGCUCUCAUGAUAAAUUCUCAUCAUCCAAGAGCACUUUUCAACCUUGCUUCCUUAUAUAGCAAGCAGGGCCAAACACAAAUCGCUCAAGAAUUGUUGUAUCGUGCAAUAGAAUUGGAUGAAGAAUUUAUAGAAGCCUAUUCUUCUUUGGCAACAAUUCACGCAGAAGAAGGCAGAGAUGAUGCUGCUGAGGAACUUCAUCUGAGGGCUUUAUCCAUGGAUCCAAACAAUGCUGAUUCUUACAAUAAUUAUGGAACAUUUUUGCAGAAAACAGGACGUGUUGAAGAAGCCAUUCAACAAUACCGGCAGGCUAUGCGUCUACAGCCUAAUCACACUGUUGCUAUAGUGAAUGCUGCAAGAAGUUUACGAUCACUAAAGAACAACAGAGAAGCCGAAGAACUUUAUAAAAGGGCUUUGAUCAUUAAUUCAGAACCUAAGAUAAUGGAUAACUUAGGUGUCCUUUACAUAAGUGCUGGUCGACUCAAAGACGCUAAGGAGAUCUAUAAAGAAUUAUUUGAAAAGUAUAAUGAUUACACUGAAGGGAAAGUACAUUUUGCUCAAGUUCUGAUGCAAGAACGAAGUUUUCAGCAAGCCGAGUCAUUGCUACAAUCGGUAGUGCAACAGAAUACCAGUCACAGAGAUGCACUUCAUCAACUAUCUUUACUUUAUAGCCAAAUCAACAGAACAACUGAGGCUCUUGAUCACAUCUUGAAAUCCCUGAAUCUUUGCUCAUCAUCAGAGAGCGCAUGCGCACAGAUGCACGUUGAUCAUGGUGAUAUAUUGAAAGACAUGAAACAAUGGGAUGAUGCUUCUCAGAGCUACAAAAUGGCAAUUCAAUUGGAUCCCAAAUUAUCCCAUGCUCAUGUGAACUUAGCUGUCAUUAAACAUUUACAGGGUGCAUGCCACCAUGCAUUGCGGCAUUAUCAUGAAGCAUAUAUUUUGGAUCCUGAUAACCAACUUCUGCAUGAAAAUAUGAAAAAAUUGAAACUUCAUCUUGUAGACGGUUCUGGUACUUGUGGCAGAGAUCAACUAAACACUUGUAAAAGUCGGUGACAGUUAAUGGGAAACGGUAGGCUGGGACCAUUUAUGAGCUAAGAUGUUUCUUUGGCAAACUCAGCAAGAAAAACUAUGUAUAAAACUGAAGUUACUUCAAUGAAUUGUAAGCAAAAUGUUAUUCGUUUAGAUCGCUGUGGUGUAUAGUGAAAUAUUGUGUGUCACUUUGUUUGAUUUUGAUACAUAAUAAAUUUAUUGGUAUUUGUA